CGGGAAGGCGAGCAAAAUGCCCAGCCAAUGUGGCCAAGACGGUGACAUCUGGCUUGCGUACAUCUAUUCACCCCACCAAUAGCGCUCCGAGAUCCCACGAUCUUUUGCGCAGAUGUCGGCGGCCUAGAGUCUGCUGUUGGAGACACUGCUGUCAUGUGUGCGACCUGUGAGCUGUGAUUCGCGAGAUCUUGUUUUGAGGGUUGCAGCAGGCGAAGGUCUAGCACUUAAGAGGGGUUCUCGUCCCCGCGUUAAUUGUUGGGUGGCUUUUUCAAUUAUGAAGUUUUACCGUCGGUGGCAUCACAGUUGAAGCUGAUUGAUACUGAGAGUCAUUCUCGUUGUUGUACUUGUGAAGUGGUUGCUGUCUCACGAUGUGGAUCCUCCUCGUCUUUCUCGGAUCAGUGGCGAGGAUACUCGCCCAAACGCAAUACACGGCCACAGCUGCGGCAGAUGUUGAAAAGGCAAAGGCUACAGCUUUAACACUGAGUCCAGUUAGCAAUGUCGUUGGAAAGACUUUCGAUCGCUUUGUGACAAUAUGGGCUGAGAACACGGAUUAUUCUAUGGCAGCAGGAGACUCCAAUUUUGCCUUCCUCUCGACAAUUGGAAUUACCCUCAAUAACUAUCAAGCCAUCACGCACCCAUCACAGCCCAAUUACAUAGCCGCUGUGGGUGGAUCCACUCAUGGAAUUUCCGAUGAUGGCUUCUAUCGAAUCUCAGCAAGCAGCAAAACGAUUGUUGAUCUACUGGAAGCGAAAGGCAUCAGUUGGGGUGUGUACGGCGAGGAUGCUCCAUACAGUGGAUUCCAGGGAAACUAUGUGAAUCAGAAGAAUGGAAAGAACGAUUAUGUCAGAAAGCAUAAGUAAGUGGAUGUUUUCUUAGUGUCUCUUCUUCUUGGCGUUCGAACAAGACUUCAGAAGAAGCUCCGAAAUUGACGCAAGACUGACUGAUUGAGGACUUAGUCCGCUCAUGAGCU
Messenger RNA from Cadophora gregata, 970 nucleotides. RefSeq lists its product as uncharacterized. NCBI's taxonomy places the organism in Eukaryota, Fungi, Ascomycota, Leotiomycetes, Helotiales, Ploettnerulaceae. Gene Ontology annotation, molecular function: hydrolase activity, acting on ester bonds. Gene Ontology annotation, biological process: phospholipid catabolic process. The coding region runs from base 369 to 860 and encodes 163 amino acids. The record is from RefSeq and is a predicted model, not a curated record. The transcript has 3 exons.